Messenger RNA from Nematolebias whitei (Rio pearlfish), 1008 nucleotides. Its product is annotated as solute carrier family 66 member 2. Bases 153 to 887 code for a protein of 244 amino acids. Gene Ontology annotation, cellular component: trans-Golgi network; endosome. NCBI's taxonomy places the organism in Eukaryota, Metazoa, Chordata, Actinopteri, Cyprinodontiformes, Rivulidae. The record is from RefSeq and is a predicted model, not a curated record. The transcript is spliced from 5 exons. Gene Ontology annotation, biological process: phospholipid translocation; retrograde transport, endosome to Golgi.
UCUGAGCGAGCUGGGAUUUGAAACUUGGAGCUGCCAGAGGAUCUCAGUGUGUUUUCACCUCCAAUGUGCACAAAAAAAAAAGCGAAUGAAGGCGACCGUUUCCUAGAUGCCCCCAGAAGUCCCCCUGGACCCCCCUAAGAUUUUGUGCUGUGAUGGAUGGAGUCGAAGUCCUGCAAAAGGAGGACAUGGAGGGCUCAUGGACGCUGCUGUCCUUGGUGGCGUCCCUCCUCAUGGUGUUUGGGGGGUCCCUGCCGUAUGUCCCGCAGUAUCAGGAGAUCCAAAGAAUUAGCAACACGGAGGGCUUCUCCACCAGAGUCUGCCUGGUGCUGCUUAUCGCCAACAUCCUGCGCAUAUUUUUCUGGAUAGGGAAGCAGUUUGAGCUGACCUUGCUGCUUCAGAGUGUGGUGAUGAUCUUGACCAUGUUCGCCAUGCUUCAUCUGUGCUGCACGGUCCAAAACUCCAACCAAGUCAGCACCAAGCAGCAUCGACUUUCAGACUUAAACUUUCACUACUUUUGGAAGUGGAGUGCAUUUGAGGACUACCUCCUGUUCUGUUUUGGCUUCACCGUGCUGUGUGCUGUGGUCACCCUGCUGCUGCUGGACUCCACCGUGUUUGUGGAGAUGCUGGGCUCAAUGGCCGUGAUGUUUGAGGCAAUGCUCGGCGUCCCACAGCUGCUGCAAAAUUUCCAGAACUGCUCCACUAAAGGAAUGAGUGUGAAGAUGGUACUUCUCUGGACGGCUGGUGAUGUCUUCAAGACCAUCUACUUCAUAGUGAAUGAAAGCCCAGCUCAGUUCUGGGUGUGCGGUUCAGUUCAAAUCUUUAUCGAUGUGGCCAUCCUGCUCCAGGUGCUGUUUUACAGCCGAGAUACUCGAGUCAAGCUUGGUUAAGUGUUGCUGUUGUGAAGAAGGAUCCAGAGUUGUAUCAAUGAGACCUUUAAUAAGAUCUGAAACCAAAGUUGUCCACAUUUUUAUAGAAUUUAGCAGUUUGAUAUGUCUCCAAGUGAUAUUA